AUGGCUACUGCAAGAGACAUCUCUGGCACGAGGCCUUCCAUCGAGUCGGGAAACAUAGGAAAAGAACAAGACCAUGUACCAACUAAUCAUGUCGAAGAGGUUACCGGAGGUCAAGAUAUUGACAUCAAACUCACGAGCCAGUCCGAGGAAAUCUUCUUUACCGAAGAAGAAGCAGCUAGAGUCAAGAGAAAGAUAGACUUCAUAAUCUUACCUCUUUUGUGCGGCUGUUACAUUUUCUCAUUUCUGGACAAGACCCUCAUUAACUACAGUUCCAUCUUUGGAUUGAAACAGGCACUCAAACUUCAUGGCUCACAAUACAGCUGGCUGGGAAGCAUCUUUUAUAUCGGUUAUAUGAUCGGCUCGAUUGUCUGGGCUAAACUUGUUCACAAAUGGCCACAACAUACAGGGAAGCUCAUUGCUGCAGCCGUGCUGGCUUGGUCGUGUAUUGUGUUGCUCACACCUUUAUGCUUCAACUUCGCUGGUAUCAUGGCUGCACGAUUUUUUCUUGGGCUCGUGGAGAGCGUCAUUGGGCCGGUCUUCGUCAUCGUCACAAGCAACUGGUGGACUCGACCAGAACAAGCAUUCAGGACUGCCUUUUGGCUCGGCGGGACCCCGAUUGGAAAUUUCUUCGGUGGUAUUAUCUCAUAUGGUCUUGGGUCCAUUCAUAGCUCAUCAAUAGCCACAUGGAAGAUCUUCUUUCUUUUCUUCGGCUCUCUCAGCUUUGCGUUCGCACUUGUUCUCGCAUACCUUAUGCCUGACAACUACUCCAAUGCUAGGUGGCUCACACCGCGCGAGAGAGAAGUCGCAAGGGACAGGGUGAGAGAAAACCAGACCGUCUCUACUGAUAACCACUGGAAGUGGACGCAAUUUUGGGAAGCAUUGAGAGAUCCUCAAACCAUUUUCUUCUUUAUAACCGCAGUUGGCAACACGAUGCCAUCGACAUUUGCGAGUCAAUUUUCGAGCCAAAUCGUCCAAGGUUUUGGGUUUUCAGCUUUGCAAACUACGGUUAUUUCUGCGUGUCCGGCUGCAGCCAUUCAACUGGGUACUUUCCUCAUUUUAUCCUACAUAGCAUCUCAUCGCGACAACAUCAGGCUUCUGCUUUCAAUCUUAACUUCUAUACCACCCCUAAUAGGUGCAUGCUUGCUUCAUGCCCUGCCCGAAAGUAACCGCGCCGGUCGUCUGGCAGGGUAUUAUCUUACCUUUACGCACUCAAUGUCGUUUACGCUUAGCACUGGAUUAAUGGCCUCGAAUUAUGCAGGAAAUACGAAGAAGUCGACUGCUUCUGGUAUCAUCUUCGCUGGAUGGGCCGCCGGACUCAUUGCGGGCCCUCAAUUCUUCCUUGAUAGCCAAGCACCAGUUUAUGACUUGGCCUUCAGAAUGCUCAUGGGUUGUUAUGCUUUGAUGAUCAUUAUACCGAUUCUGCAGUACCUGUGGUACAGACAUGAAAAUAAUCGACGUGAUCAGAAGUUGGCCCGGGAUGGAGGUGGCGCGGAGGAGGUUCUCAGAACAGAAUUCAGUGACAAGACAGACUUUGAGCGGUGGCAGACAUUCAGGUACACUCUAUAA
Molecule: messenger RNA, 1566 nt
Organism: Trichoderma virens Gv29-8
Lineage: Eukaryota; Fungi; Ascomycota; Sordariomycetes; Hypocreales; Hypocreaceae
Exons: 11
Coding region: 1-1566 (521 amino acids)
Biological process (GO): transmembrane transport
Cellular component (GO): membrane
Molecular function (GO): transmembrane transporter activity
Source: RefSeq, a predicted model, not a curated record